AUGCCGUCGGCCCUCCUCGCGUCGUCGCCCGCGCCCCCGCGUCUCGCGCCGACCGCGCCGCGUCGCGCGCGCGACGAUCGAGCGCGGACGAGUCGGCACGAUGCUUCAUCAUCUUCAUCGUCCUCGUCGUCGUCGCUCCGCCGCCGCCGCCGCCGCGUCUCUCCGCGCGGCGGCGGCGGCGGCGUCGCCGUCGCCGCGCUCCCCCCGAACAAAGAGUGGCCGCCGCCGGACGUCUGGGAAGAUUUCCUCGACGCGGUGUCGUCCCAACACUGGGACGGACACGCGAUCACGCUGCGACCGGGAUCGGGCGCGAUCGUGCCUCUGCCGUCGAGCGCGCUCCCGGACGCGCACGUCGCGCACGGCGUCGGCGUGAACCAGUGGGUCACGAGGACGUCCACCGCGCCGGAAGAAGAAGCGCGCGAAGGCGAAGGCGAAGGCGCAAGGGGCGCCCUCCCCGACGCGUUCUCGACGACGACGCGGUACCUCUACCCGGAAGCCGGGUGCGAUUUCGGCAGAGAAGACGUCGCGCGCGAGCGCGUCGACGCGGGGCUGUGCGGCGGCGGACAGAUGGGAAAGAUGCUCAUCGUCGACGGCGACUACGCGCACGGACCGCUCGUGUUGCCCGCGUGCGAGGUGGGCGCGAAGGUGCGGUUCGAGUUCGCGUUCGCGGCGCGCGCGGCGAACGCGCGAGGAGGCGAGCCGGAGGCGAAGAAUCCCGACGGGAGGACGAUCCCGCCGCCGCCGACGCGACGCGUGCGCAUCGGCGUCACCGUGGAAGCGUCCCCGGGGUCAAAGAGGAACUGGCGCGCGAGCGAGAUCGAGCUCGUGCGCGAGUCGAGGCGACGCGGCGGCGGCGAAGACGCGGACGCGGACGCCGACGCGGAACCGGAACCGGAAAAAGGCGAGACGCUCGGAGAGGACGACGUCGCGACCGGGAACUGGCGCGCGGUCUCCGGCGUGACGUUUCUCACCUGCGAGUCUCUGCUCUCGGACGAUGACUACGAGGAGGCGUGGCUGGAGGAGCUCGAGAAGAGGAAACGCGCGGAGGAGGAGGCGGAGGCGGCGCGCGGGGCGGCGGCGGCGACGGCGCCGGCGAGGCUCAAGCGCGGCGGCGGCGGCGUCGGGCGAGGCCGAGUGAAGAAAGGCGACGACAAAGGCGGCGGCAAAGGCAAAGGCGACGCGACGACCGCGGCGACGCCGGUCGUCGUCCAGGGCGUCGUCGUCGACGACGACGACGAGGAGGGGAAAGAAACGGCCGCGGGAAAAGCGUUACGACCGCCGCCGGAGGAUCUCGUAGUCGUCCCCACGUGGGCCGUCGCCGUCAAGGCGCCGUUCACCAGCGCGCACGAGUACGUGUUGGGGCCCAACUCUCCGCUCACGCUGCUCCCGAUGCGCGCGUGGGUGCUCGUCGAGGCGAUCGGCGACGAGCUCCUCGUGGAGUGCGGGAUAUACGCCGGGCGCGGCGGGUUAGGAGAGGACGGCGGGUGGGUUCCCGCGGCGACGGAGGGAGGCGACUCGGAGCCGCGCAGGGCGGCGGCGCGGCGGUACGAGCGGAACGGACGGUUCGCGUCCGCGUUCUUCGUGGAGGAGACUGUCGACGCACGCCGACGCAUCGCGCGCACUCGUCGUCGCGCGAUGUCCUCGCGUCGAGGCAGCGCGCGCGGGUCGCGCCCGUCCUCCGCGCGAGCCCCGACGACGUACGAGCCGUUCUGGACGGACGAAGAGCCCGGCGCGGUGUCCGCGGAGGAGAAGCGCGAGAUCGCGCGACGGCGCGCGGCCGCGCGAGCGGUGUACUCCGAUCUGAGUCGGAACGGAGGCGUCCUGAGCAAGUCGCUGCGCCCCGCGUCGUCGCGGAGGCCGUCCUCGACGACGCCGACGCGACCGCCGCGGGCGUAUCACUCCGCGCGAUAUCCCACCGCGGCGCCGCCGUCUCCGCCGCCGCCGCCGCCGCGCGCGUCGGCGCGGUCGAGGGCGACGCCGCGAGCGACGAACGAUCCGACGCCGCGGCGAGCGUCGUCGUCGUCGCUCAAAAAAUCGAAAUCGAAAUCGAAAUCGCGCGACGACGACGACGACGACGCGACGAGCGCGUCGAAAACCGAACCGUCGCCGCCGCCCGUCGCGCGCGCGGCCGCGCACGCCGGAAGUGUCGUCGCCGGCGACGACGCCGCGCUGCAGAGGAAGCUGGAGGAGCUCGUGGGGAUGCCCGCGGAAGCGUUCGUCGCGCAGAUGGAGCGCUGGGUCGCGGACAGACGCGGCGGCGGCGGCGGCGGCGGCGGCGACGACGACGCCUCGACGACGACGGCGGCGGCGGCGGCGGCGACGAGCGGCGCGUCGACGGCCGCGGCGGCGAUGGAGGAGACGCGACGCGUCCUCGCGGAGGCGGCGGCGGCGGACGCGCGACUGAAAGCCGCGGCGGCGGCGACGCCGGGGCCGCCGCGCGCUCGGCCGCGUCCGUACCCGCCGCGAUACGACGUCGGUGACGGCGACGACGGCGUCGCCGCGACGACGACGUCUGUCGUCGGCGAGCGCGGCCGCGAGGCGCGCGUAGAGGACGCGGACGACGCGGACGCGGACGCGGACGCGGCGGCGGCGCGGCGUGGCGUGCGCCGAGACGACCGAGACGCCGCGACCGGCGGCGGCGGCGGCGGCGACGACGACGACGACCGGGACGACUUCACCGCGGAGACGAACGAGGCGUGGGCGCUGACGAAAGCGCGGCGGCUGGAGCUCCUCGAGCGGCAGCGCGCGCUGGCGAGCAAACUCGGGGACGCUCGGAGAGCGCAGAGGGAGGACGUCGACGCGCGGCUCGACGCGUUGACGAGCGCGCGACGCGGCGGCGGCGGCGACGACGCGAGCGAUAGCGAUGACGAUGACGAUGACGAGGACGACGACGACGACGACGACGACGACGACGACGACGACGACGACGACGACGAGGACGAAGCGGCGAUCCGUUCACGCGCCGAUGAGAUCAGAAAGCUCGAAGACGCGCUCGUUCGUCUGAAGACCCGCCGCGGCGGCGGCGACGACGACGACGACGACGACGACGCGGCGGCGGCGGACGAAUCUUCAUCUCGCGACCGACUGCUCCCGCCGCGAACGCCCCCCCCCCCCCUGAGCCCCGGCGCGCGCGCGUUCUUCCAGCUCGUCAGCCCCGCGCGCGGGUCGCGGACGACGGAGCGGAUCGUAGAGCGGAGCUCCGACGCCGCGACCGCGGACGUCACGAUAUCGGCGCCGACGUCCUCCGAGACGGCGGAUCUCAUCGCGGAGAUGGAAGAGCGCGUGAAGCGUGCGCACGAGAGUCACCGAUCGGCGUCGGCGGCGGCGUCGGCCGCGGCGGCGCGGUCUCCGCCGCCGCGCGCGAACGACGGAGAGACCGCGCGAGGGGUGGGGACCCGACGGGCGCGCGGGUUGAAACUUCUGAACCUCGCCGCCGCGCGCGGGGGCGAAACCGCCGCCGCGGCGUCUUCGGACUCGGACGACGCCGCCGGGCUGAGCCCUCCGAGCGCGGCGAGAAGAAGGCCGGCGCCGGAGCCGGAGCCGGGACGCGCGCCCGAAGCGCGCGUCAACCCGAUCGCGAACGCGAACGUCUUCCGGCACCUCGUCGAAUUCGACGGGAACGAGACGUCGUUCGGCGGUGGCGGCGGCGGCGGCGACAACGAGUUGGCUCGCGUGUUCGACGACGACGAGACGGGCGGGAAGCUGAAGAACGUGAAAGACUUUGGAUCGCUCAUGGACUACUGCUUCGACUGA
Molecule: messenger RNA, 3753 nt
Organism: Micromonas pusilla CCMP1545
Lineage: Eukaryota; Viridiplantae; Chlorophyta; Mamiellophyceae; Mamiellales; Mamiellaceae
Exons: 2
Coding region: 1-3753 (1250 amino acids)
Source: RefSeq, a predicted model, not a curated record